Plodia interpunctella (Indianmeal moth) is the source of this 1284-nucleotide messenger RNA. RefSeq names its product calphotin-like. The record is from RefSeq and is a predicted model, not a curated record. Lineage: Eukaryota; Metazoa; Arthropoda; Insecta; Lepidoptera; Pyralidae. The transcript has a single exon. Bases 56 to 982 code for a protein of 308 amino acids.
AGCACCAGUAAAUUUUUAACACUCGUCGUUCGCAUCUAAACUAACACAGACCACGAUGAAUUCGUUGGUGGUGUUGUUUUCUGUGGUGGCAUUAGCCGCAGCCAAACCCUCAGGACUACUUAAAGCUGGUCUGAUUGCAUAUGCAGCGCCCGCUAUCGCUAGUUAUGGAGCACCAGCCGCUGUCUCGCAACAGUCCCGUAUCGAUAUCAAGUCGUCUCCGGCUGUAGUCGCUUCAGCGGCCGUAACCCCUGUUGCCAGCACCUACAUAGCUGAGCCUAUUGCUGUAGCACCUGUUGCACCCACUGUAGUGGCUACGCCAGCCGCAGUAUCUCAACAAUCCCGCAUCGACAUCAAGGCAUCGCCUGCUGUUAUCAACACAGUAGCCGCUGCCCCCGUAGCAUACAGCGCGCCAAUCGCAACUGCAGCUAUCACACCAACACUUAUCAAGAGUGCCGCCAUCGUCACCACGGCCUACGCUGCACCUUUCGUGAAAUCCGCCGAAUUUGUGGCUCCGUCAUACCUAAAGUCAGAAGCAUUUGUAACUCCGUAUGUAGCUCCUACUUACCUGAAAUCAGCUGAAUAUGUAGCUCCUUCUUACUUGAAAUCAGCAGAGUUCGUAGCCCCAAGUUUUCUCAAGACAGCAGAGUUUGUUGCUCCUUUCCUGAAAUCCGCUGAGAUUGCAACGCCGCCAGCUGUAGUGAAAACUGAAGAGCUCGCCUCCGCAGACUUUGCUGCUCCAUCGGUGCCUGCUGAUACUCCUGAAGUGAUUGCCGCUCGGAAUGCCCACUUUGAAGCCAAGGCCGUCGCUAGUGGACACCUUAUACGAAAACGUUCUGCUACUUUAAUCAGUGCUCCUAUUGUGUCAACCUUCAGCGCACCCUUUGUCUCAACCCUUUUAGCCACUCACCCAGUGUCAUCGUACUCCGUUCCUCUAGUCUCCGCUCCCCUGAUCACAAAAACUUACGGUUAUCGCGCCUGGUGAAUACCACCACAAAAACGAGGACAUUCCUCGGUUCAGAUAUGAUGAACGACUGUACAGUGUAUUAUGUAAAUAUAUACGUAUUUAAAAUAUAAAAAAUAUAUUUUAUUUCCAAUGCACAUACGAGUAUUCCUAUAGUUACUCAGAAGAGAUUCUUGGAAUCUCUCAUAGAUACAAGAAUAAUAUAUGAAUCUCUGGUGUAUAAUACAAAAUUCUAGAUGAAAAAUCACCUACGAGAAGAUAUUUGAAAAAUACCUUGAUGUACUUUUACAAUCUACAUGGGAUGAAAACUAGAUUUUUCUUAA